Thermothelomyces thermophilus ATCC 42464 is the source of this 1568-nucleotide messenger RNA. RefSeq lists its product as uncharacterized. NCBI's taxonomy places the organism in Eukaryota, Fungi, Ascomycota, Sordariomycetes, Sordariales, Chaetomiaceae. The record is from RefSeq and is a predicted model, not a curated record. Gene Ontology annotation, molecular function: 3-methylbutanoyl-CoA dehydrogenase activity; flavin adenine dinucleotide binding. Gene Ontology annotation, biological process: L-leucine catabolic process. The transcript has a single exon. The coding region runs from base 161 to 1525 and encodes 454 amino acids.
GGGGAAGGGGAAGCAUCGGCUUAAGGGGAACGAAGAAAAGGGGACUGCCCCAGCCCGUUCCCAGUCAAGAACACCGAACAAGAGAGAGAACCAAAAUCGACAAGUUGGCUUCUAUUUCCUUUUGUUUUUUUCCAAAUUCAAGUCAGUCAAUCAAGUCACAAUGCCAGGCUCAGCGAUAUCACGAGCGCUGUCGCGCGCAGCGAGGACGAGCCCCGCAUUCCCCCGCGGUUGCCAAUUCGGCUUUGGGGUACCAUCAACAGCGGCAGCGGCAGCAUCACCACGGGCAGCAGCACCACCAGCAGCCUUCGCAUUCGCCCGCCAGCAAAGGCGCAAUGCCUCGUCUAAGCAUCCCAAGGGCUUCCAGCCGCCCUCGCAGAGCGACCUCGCCGAGCUGCGCGAGCGUGUCCAAGAGUUCACCCGCCGCGAGUUGACCGAGGAGGUGGCGGCGGCGACCGACAAGAACAACGACUUCCCGGCCGACAUGUGGGGCAAGCUGGGCGAGGCCGGCUUUCUCGGCAUCACGGCGGACGAGGACGUGGGCGGACUGGGGAUGGGCUACCAAGCGCACUGCGUGGUGAUGGAGGAGCUGUCGCGGGCCAGCGGGUCCAUCGCGCUGAGCUACGCGGCGCACUCGCAGCUCUGCGUCAACCAGCUGCAACUCAACGGCACCCCGGCCCAGAAGCAAAAGUACCUGCCGGACCUGAUCGCCGGCCGCAAGGUGGGCGCCCUGGCCAUGUCCGAGUCCGGCUCCGGCAGCGACGUGGUCAGCAUGCGCACGCGCGCGACCGAGGUCGACGGCGGCUACGUGCUCAACGGCUCCAAGAUGUGGAUCACCAACGGGCCCGACGCCGACGUGGUGGUCGUCUACGCCAAGACCAUUCCUGACGGCGGGUCCAAGGGCAUCACCGCCUUCAUCGUCGACACGGCCUCGCCCGGCUUUACCUGCCUGCGCAAGCUCGACAAGAUGGGCAUGCGCGGCAGCAACACGGGCGAGCUCGUCUUCGAGAACCUCUUUGUGCCCCGCGAGAACGUCCUCGGGCCCGUCAACGGCGGCGUGCGAGUGCUGAUGGAGGGGCUCGACCUCGAGCGGCUGGUCCUGAGCGCGGGCCCGCUGGGUCUGAUGCAGGCGGCCCUGGACGUGGCGCUGCCCUACAGCCACACGCGCAAGCAGUUCGGCACGCCCGUCGCCCACUUCCAGUUCGUCCAGGGCCGCCUCGCCGACAUGUACACCAAGCUGCAGGCCUCGCGCGCCUACACGUACGCGACGGCCCGCGCCGUAGACGAGCAGGGGCUCAUCCGCACCCACGACUGCGCCGGCGCCAUCCUGUACGCCGCCGAGCGCGCCACCGAGUGCGCCCUGGACGCGAUCCAGAUCCUGGGCGGCAUGGGCUACGUCGAGGAGAUGCCCGCCUCGCGCAUCCUGCGCGACGCCAAGCUGUACGAGAUUGGCGCGGGUACGUCCGAGGUCCGGCGCAUGGUUAUCGGGCGGGCAUUUAAUAAGGAGUAUGCCCAUUUGUCAAGUUAGAUGUAUAUCCCUUUGAAGAAAUAAAACAAGAUUAAAAUACCGC